AUGACCAACACCGCCAAAAAAACCACCACCCAUAAACAGCAACAACCUAUUGCACCUACAAAGUGCUUAAAACAACAGCACACUUCAACCACCACUACUACUACUACCACCACCACCAUCACCACAUCGAGCAUAGCACACUGGAAGGCACGUCCCAUUAAAAUUGAGCUCCCCAACUUGCUGAAACAACCACGGGCUACACAAGACCUGAGAUGUCACACAUCCCACCAGGAUGACCUGUGUUGUUCGGUUGUAAAUCCACAACAGCGUACCAUACUAUACUAG
Molecule: messenger RNA, 285 nt
Organism: Saccharomycopsis crataegensis
Lineage: Eukaryota; Fungi; Ascomycota; Saccharomycetes; Ascoideales; Saccharomycopsidaceae
Exons: 1
Coding region: 1-285 (94 amino acids)
Source: RefSeq, a predicted model, not a curated record